Poecilia reticulata (guppy) is the source of this 1064-nucleotide messenger RNA. RefSeq names its product bladder cancer associated protein (gene blcap). Lineage: Eukaryota; Metazoa; Chordata; Actinopteri; Cyprinodontiformes; Poeciliidae. The record is from RefSeq and is a predicted model, not a curated record.
AGGGGAGACGAUGACGAGGAAGAAGAAGAAGAACUACUAAAGCCGUUGGCAGCUAGUUAGCCGUUGCUACAUACGCAGUCCAGCAGCGGUUAGAGUUAAAUACGAGAGGUUUCCAUUUGCUGAGAAUGAACCCUACCGAUGUCAGGGAUGACCUGACGACAGAAACCUCCAGCAGCUUCGCUCUCGUCCUUCAUCCCGGUUCUGUUGGCUAGAACUGCCUCUUCAUCGUCCCCCUGACCUCUGCUCUGACCUCUGACCCCGUCCCUCCCCCCCUGCGGCGACGAUGUACUGCCUCCAGUGGCUGCUGCCGGUGCUGCUGAUCCCCAAGCCGCUGAACCCGGCGCUGUGGUUCAACCACUCCAUGUUCAUGGGCUUCUACCUGCUCAGCUUCCUGCUGGAGAGGAAGCCCUGCACCAUCUGCGCCCUCGUCUUCCUCGCCGCGCUCUUCCUCAUCUGCUACAGCUGCUGGGGGAACUGCUUCCUGUACCACUGCCAGGACGCCGCGCUGCCCGCCGCCGCGCACGACCCCGCCAUCAUAGGGACCUAGGCGGCGGCGUCCCGCAGCAUGAUACUGCCACGCUGCGAGGAGGAGGAGGAGGAUGAGGAAGAGGAGGAAUCAAAGGGAUCCAGUGAGACUCUGCACACCGACCGGACAAUCACCGCCUGGAGUCACUUCCUGUCCAUCAGACACAUGCUGAGCUUCCUCCCGGUUCCUCCGCGGUUCACCUUUGACCUCAUUUAGUCUUUUUUUUUUUUUUUUUUUUCCUGUGCAUGGUUUGCUGGUUUCAAAACGUUCUCACAGAUUUUAAUGAAUUCUGAACAAAAUGCUGAAAACUUUCCAACAGAAAUCAAAACGCUGUGAGUUUCUUUUCUUUUCUUUUUUCUUUUUUUCCAUCUUGACGUGUGAAAGCGGAAACAGUCGGCCAUUUUUAUCAACCAUAAGCAAUACAGGAGGUGAGGCUCGUUUCUCCAGGUGUUGGUUCCUGCUGGGGGAGACGGAGUCGCCUGCUGCAGCAACGGGAUCGUUUUAAUUUAAAUAAAGUUUCCUCUGUGUUCAACCUGGA